Oncorhynchus masou masou (cherry salmon) is the source of this 5240-nucleotide messenger RNA. Its product is annotated as SLAIN motif-containing protein 2-like. NCBI's taxonomy places the organism in Eukaryota, Metazoa, Chordata, Actinopteri, Salmoniformes, Salmonidae. Bases 242 to 2188 code for a protein of 648 amino acids. Gene Ontology annotation, biological process: microtubule nucleation; cytoplasmic microtubule organization; positive regulation of microtubule polymerization. Gene Ontology annotation, cellular component: microtubule plus-end. The transcript has 10 exons. The record is from RefSeq and is a predicted model, not a curated record.
GUUGGCGACGGGAACAGCGAAAAUGGCCUCAACCCUGCCUGUGUGUAUGAAUAUUUGGAGAAGAUGACGACGAUGAGCCCAAUAACUUAUUUGAACACCAAAGUGUCUUCAGUAAACACCUAAAUAUUGCUUAGAGUGACUAACAUAUCGUGACCACCAGUGAAAAAGAGGAAACAAAAGACCACACAGCAGCGGCAUUUUUAUUUUGCGUUGCUGGUGGUGGCGCUAACCAACGUUAGCUAUGGAGGAUAUCAACUCAAACAUCAACGCGGACUUAGAAGUGCGGAAACUACAGGACUUGGUAAAGAAACUCGAACAACAAAACGAGCAGCUCCGUAGUCGGUCUUCGUCUGGAGCAGUGUCAGGGAACCAUAGACCCCAUAGUGCAGGAUACGACUCUCGCUUAUCAGCCGCCUCAGCGGCGGGGCUGGCCGGCUUCCCUGGGGUGGGGUUCGGCGGAACUGGCUAUGGAGGGCUUUUGGAAAACUCCCGUUGUUUGAGUCCCAGACUGUCAUAUGAUGGCAUCAGUUUCAGGAGAGCAUAUGAGGGCGAGGGGGCAUCGGCUGCCACCUCUUUCACUGGCACGAAUUCCUAUUUUACUGACGCAGGGGAAACACUGGGUUUUAUGGAUGAAGGGGAAACUUCUAUAUUGGAUGAAGUAGAAAUCCUCGAUCUCGAAGACAUGGAUUGUCUUAACGAAGAUCAAGACAGCUGGCUGUAUGAGGCAAAGCUCAACAGCCCACUGCAGAAAGCCUUGAGUCCCAUUGUGUGGUGUCGCCAGGCUCUGGACAAUCCCAGUCCUGACAUGGAGUCAGCCAAGCGCUCCCUCAUCCACAGACUGGACGUCACCAUGUCAGCAAACAAGCGUAGGAGCCUGUAUGGAUGUUCCUACAGUCCCCAGGUGAACUACGGAAGCCCAUACUGCACAAACACAGCUAACAGCCCCUACAGCAGUGGCUUCAACUCCCCCUCAUCCACCCCCAGCAGGGUGCCCAUCGUCAGACAGCAGCUGAUGCCCCCUGUCAACCAGGCUCACCAGCAGCAGCGUGGUGGCUCAGUAGAGAGAGAAAGGAACCCCCCAGCGGUCAGCCCUCAGUCUUCAAUAGACAGUGAGCUGAGCACCUCGGAGAUGGACGAGGACUCUGUAGGAUCCUCCACCACAUACAAGCUCAACGACGUCACUGAUGUACAGAUCCUGGCUCGCAUGCAGGAGGAGAGUCUUCGGCAGGACUAUGCUGCCACAGCGUCCAGACGGAGCUCUGGUUCGUCCUGCCACUCUCUGAGACGCAGCACCUUCAGUGACCAGGAACUGGACGCCCACAGUCUAGAGGACGAUGAGGAGGCUGUACACCCCGCCUUCCACAUCCCCUCAAACCGCUUUUCCCCCUCCCCCAGACACUCUCCUCAUGCCUCCCCCAGAAACUCUCCCCGCUCCCGUUCCCCUGCACGCUCCCUGGAGUACAGCCACCCCCACAGCCGAGGCUCCCCGCAGCCAAUCAUCAGCCGGCUGCAGGCACCACGUCACUCCCUGCAAAGCCACACCCCCCAAGACCUGCAGACCAACGUGGUGAAGAACGAAGAAAAGCUGAGGCGGAGUCUUCCUAACCUGACCCGCUCCAACGUGGCACAGCAGGGUCCAGAGCCCGUCAAGAACAGCAGGAGCUUUGAGUCCAACCUGCAAGUGCCAAACGGAGGCUCACCCAGACACCAGGCAGUCAGUCAGUCUGCCAUAGCCCAGCACUCCUCCACUCCACUCCACUCCCGGUACUCGACUCCCCCUCGCUCCUCCCAAACAGGAAUUCCCCCUCGAUCCUUACAGUCCCCGAAACCCAAACAGCACCUCCAAAGCCCUUCUUCUCUGCGAGUCCAUCUUUCCUGUUGCUUUGGAGAAGAAGGUGAUUUCAUCCCUUCUCCCAGUAAGCUGCGAACCCCGGCCACCCCGUCUCCCCUGGCCCUGAGGCAACCUGUGAAGGCCACGUCUACCCCUGGCUCUGGAGCCUCCACCCCCACACGCUCCCUGGGCCCAGCACGCAGCGGCCUGCCCCGGCCCAGUGCAGGAGGGGGGGGGGGAGGCAGCAUCCCCGUGCCUCGCAGCAAACUGGCCCAGCCAGUACGCAGGUCUCUACCUGCCCCUCGAACCUACAAUGGUGGACGGGAAGGAGAUAACUGGAGGGAGGGUUGCUACUGAGGCUGGCCUGGUCAGCAGGGGGCACUGUGUGGCCCUCUGAUCAGCACAGAGGCAGACCAACAUUACAAUGCGGCACUUUAUCAACCAAGAUUACUUUUACCAUGAAUUAAGGAAUAAACUAUAACAAAGACAAAGUCAAAUUCGUCUUUCGUCUUACUAUCAUGAGGAACAUGAUCUGAACAGCUGAAGCAGCAUGGCGUGUGUCUGUGUGGAGAGGAUCUGAAGGGGCCAGGCAGGGCUGGGAAGCAGAAGCCUAGAGAGAAUGCCAAAGAAACCAGCUGAGCUCCAGCAUCCCGGUGUCACCAGAGGGCACUCUCAUCUGCCUCAGUGUGUCUGUUCAGCAAUCAGUCAAUAAGUCUUCACAAAAUGCUUCUCUCCAUCUAUUUUUUCACCUCCCUCAGGUUGAAGUGUUUGUACAAAUUUCUCUUUUUGCAGUCUGUUCUCAACAGAUGCCUUUGUCAGAGAUCUCUAUGACGAUGCUGUGCAGGCAAAAUGUUCCCUUAAAUGUUAAAGAAUUGUGAACAUUUUACGAAGUUUUGUCAAAUCAUAGUUUUUUCCUCUUGUGAAUGAACUAGAAUGUAUUGAAAUGUUUGACAUUAUUUAUUCAAAUCAUUAUUUAAAGAGUUCAUUUUCCAAAUAUCCAUAUUCAGUAUUUGUUUUCUAUUGAUUUGAAUAUAUAAAAAAAAUAUAUAAAAAAAUAUAAACCUCUACUGCAAAGCUAAUUCUCCAAAGUAUUUUUUAGAUGGUUUCAUAACAGGACAUUUGAGUGUUGAUGUUUUUAUGUUGAUAACACGGGUGACUGGUAGAAACAGGCCAAAGCCCCAUCCCAGACCUAAUCAUAACUAUGGUUUUAACCUGUAUCGACUAUCACAUCUGUUUCAGGGCUGGCUAGUGAUGUUGAGCUGCGCCAGUCAAUGGCAGUAGUCACAAUCUCAAUCCAGAUCUACUUCUGGUUUGGUUAGUUAAUUCUAUUGCUUUCCACCAUUAGAUUAAUAUGCCAUUGCAACAUCCAGACAAUAUAGUCAGAGAUAUGUAAUCCCAGUAAAAUAUAUAAAAUCCAACCCUUGUAGCCAUGAGACCUGAGCAUGCAGCAAAGGCUUGAUGUAGCUCAUUUAAAACCUGCAACAAUAUUGUCAGUGUAUGUUAUGUCAAGAUGGAAUAAAUGAUCCUAAUAUCUUAAAAUUAUAAUGGAAAAGUUCAAUAGGUUAGUGGCCAUUGCCACUUGUGCUUUAAAAUAAAUCAGGAGUGCUGAGAUUCAUAGGGAUGGUAUUAGUGUGCCAGAAAUUAAUGAACUAGUGCCUAUUACUUUCAAGUUUAACUUUAUUUUGAAUGUGCUUUUUAUCUGUUCAUUUAUCCUCACGUGCCAGUGUCAUGGUUUGCCAAUAUCAUUUGUCUUUGUAUUUCUGCUUGAUUUUGUUUGGGCUAAUAUACUUUUAAUUUUGUUAUUGUAUCAACAAUACAUUUAUACUUGCUUUUGGAAAAAGUAUAUGCGCCUUGAUAUUUAUAACUAAUUACUCUCAUUCUUUAAAUGAAACUAUUUAAGAGCGAGGUGCCUCUGUAUGUCAAGGUUUGGAUUUAGUGGAACGCUUGGGCUAUUUUUGCGAAUACAUCCCACACCAUUUUGUGUGAUUUGUUUUUUCAUAAUGAUUUUUUUUAAUCCACCUACAUGACAUUCAGUUUCCCUGUGUAAACUCACAUUUCAAGUAAAAAAAAGUUGAACUGUUCUUGUCUAUUGUGUCAUGACGAAUAGGGCCAUUUCAUUCAAACUCUUGUCAAUUCAGGGCAUUCAUUGAAAUGCAAUCCAUAAAAAGAAAGACUGGAGCUUUACUGGCAACGUUCCAGGUCAUCCAUAGUGUUUCAGUUCAUUUCCUGCUCCUGGCGGAUCCUGCAUUGAUGUACCAUAUCAAUAUAUGCGUAAAAGAUGCUGCUUUCUCAUUGAUGUGUGAUUUAUCAGCUGUUGUGGCAACAAAUAAUCCAUUAUCCCCCCUCAAGGCAUCUCGUUGUUUUACCGAUCCAUUAGGCUUGGGGGAAAAGUGCUCCUGUCUGGGUUUUAGGGAUUGAUUUGGCCAGGAAAGAUGGUCUUCUCCAACCUGGAAAGCUGUCAUUUAGGGCCCGAUUCAGAUGUACGCCUUUCUUAAGCAUGUCUCAGUAGUUGGUAUUCAGACUUAGCUUAUGCAUGUGCUUUGCAGGUGUGGUUCCCUUGGAGUUUACCAUGUCUGGAAAUUAAUUAACCAUUUUCUGUAUUCGGAGUUCACUCAAACAUUUUAAGCGUUGUUUUACUAUUGACAGUUACAGCUGAUUUCAGGAUUGUAUCUCAAUUUGCUCUCCUUAAAGAUGUGAUUUAUUUCAAUCUCUGAAUUGUUUAAUCAAACUUUUCACUGCCAGGGCAUAAAAACUACAAUCCAUCUCCUGAAAUAGUCUAGUUGGGCGAGCAUGCGCACUAGGCUCGAGCUUUUUCCCUGGCUCAACUAGCUGGCAAGCUGGAGUAUGCUAAUUUUCAUCCUCCUCACCACUCUAUUCAAUUUUUUUUGCUUACAAAGCUUGUUACACACCUUGCAUAAGGUAUGUCUGAAUACCAAGUACUGAGAAGUGCAUAAGAAACACAUACAUUACCUAAGUCUGAAUCGGGGUCUAAAUGAUAGCUUUCCCAGUUGGAGAGGACAAUCACAGACAGAAGGGAUAACCCAGUCAUGUCACAUGGGCUAUAAAGCUGAAGCAUCCAUUAGAACGUUCUGACCUCCAAAUAUGGUAGUGAGAGGGUGGAACUAGGUGAAACUGGGCCAACAUUCUGCCAAUUUUCUCAUCGAUGAAACAUUGAUCUCAAAUGUUUCUGUUCCCAAAUCUGGAAUGUUACGAACACAGGGCUCAGUGCUAGAGGUGUCAUUACAGACCCUGGUUUGAUUCCAGGCUGCGUCACAUCCGGCCGUGAUUGGGAGUCCCAUAGGGCGGCGUACACCGUCGUCCGGGGUAGGCCGUCAUUGUAAAUAAUAAUUUGUUCUUCACUGACUUGCCUAGUUAAAUUAAUAAAAUAAAAUGCACUAGGUUUUAUAGA